AUGAAUUUUGGUGAAAUUCAUUUAAAUGAGUCUCGACAAAUUCUCUUUUCUAUAACUAAUCAUCAUCAAAAAGAUUCUGUACGAUUUGAAUGGCCUGAACAUCCUCAAUGUACAUUUUCACCACGUGUUGGUCAUCUUCAUGCUGGUUGUACAAAAGAUAUUCAAGUAACAUUUAAAACAAAUAAACCAAUUCAAUUAACAAAAGAAAAACUUCUUUGUUCAAUAAUAAAAAUAACAUUUGAUCGUCCAGUUAAUGAAAUUCCUGAUUGGGAUGAUCGAAUGCGUUCAGUUCGAUGGAUUGAUGUUCCACAACCUGUUAUUGAUUCAACAAAUCCUGAAAUACAACGAACAAAUCGUCCAGCAAGAAAAAAAGUUAUUGAAGCUGAUAUUGAACCAACACAUCAACGUAUUGAAGAACAAACACGUCUAUUAGAUAUUUAUGUAUCUGCUAUUGCUGAUUAUUGUCGUUAUAAAUGUAGUGAUUUUGAAAUUCGAUAUUUUGAUACGGCUAUAUUACAAACACGUGUUCAUGAAGUAACAAUUACAAAUCGUGGUAAAGUAUCAUUUAAUUAUUCAUGGCAAGUACAUAUGGAAGAUAAUCAACGACCAUUUACACCAAUGAUUGAUCGAGAUCCACCAACACCUGAACCAACCGAUGGUACGCGAAAAGGACAUAAAGGUGGUGCUCGUACUCAAGCAUCAAAUGCUCCAACAACAGAUUCAUCAAAUACACAAGAAUCACCAACAGCUCCAACUACAUCACGUGGAAAAGAUAAAUCAACAAAAGAAACAAGUAAAUCAACGGGUAAAGAUGGACCAACAGGAGGUAAAAUAAAAGGUGCACGACCAUCGAUUAAAUCAAAUGUAACAGCUGAAAGUUUGACUGAAGAAAAAGAAGCUGAAAAUGAAUCAGGAUUUUUUACUGAAGGUGCUAAUAUUACUGAUAUGCCACGGGGUGAUUCAGAAUCAAGUGCUCGAUCACCACCAAGUGUAAUGACUGAAGUUGGUUAUAUACCAUUUACGAUUGAACCAGAUACAGGUUCAAUUGCUGUUGGUGCUAGUCAGGUAUUUAAAAUUAAAUUUGCACCACUCGAUGUUAAUGAUUAUCAAGCACGAUUGACUUGUUGUAUACCAAAUUUAGAAACAGCUAAACCAGGACCAGCUGUGGCUGUUCGUGGUCGAAGUAUUUUACCAUUCUGUCAUUUUGAAUUAGAAGAAUCAGAUUAUUUAACAAGUGGUCGACGACGUCUUGAUCUUUUGAUUAAUAAUGGUUCAUCACAAGCACCAGCUACAUUUAUUGAUCGUCAAACUCGUGUUAUUGAAUUUAAAGCGGUUGGAAUUGGAUCAACACUUAAUAGAUCAUUUUCUGUAUUAAAUCCAACGGAUGCUGAUUAUACAUAUCGAUGGAUAUGUGAAGAUAAUCUUGAUUUAACCAAACAACCAUCAUUUGUAUGCCGUACUGUACAAGGAAAAAUAGGAUCAGGCAAAGGAGUAUUAAUGUCAUUUGAUUUCUUUCCACGUUCAUUUGGAAUAAUUGAAUCAAUGUAUCGUUUUGAAGUUCCAACACAUUCUUUAUCUGUUCCAUUUUUACUUGUUGGUCAAGUCAAUGAACCACAAAUAUUAUUUGAUCGAACAUUUGUUUCAUUUCAUCCUGCAUUAAUUGGUCAUCAUGUUGAAGAAAUUUUAACAUUAAUUAAUAAAGAAAAUCGUUCAUUUCAUUAUCAAUUUCUUGAACGAUGUUUUAUUAAUGGUACAACAAAUAAUGAUUUAAUUAUUGAACCAUCAUCAUCUGGUAUUAUAUCUGAAAAUACACGUUUACCAUUACGUUUAAUAUUUCGUCCAACACAAAAUCGUUCAUAUACAUAUAUUCUUCAAUGUCGUAUUGAUGAAACAAUUGAAUUAUUAAAUGUUAAUGUUAAAGGUGAAGGUUUUGCUAAUUUAUCAAGUGUACAAUGUGAAGCAAUUGAUGGUAAUCGUUAUGAUUUAAAAUCAAUACAAAAUGGUACAAAUGAAAUACAUUUUGAUGAUGUUUUAAUUGGUAAUAUAGCAUCAAGACAAAUUCAAAUAUCAAAUGAUGGUAAAUAUUCUUUUGAUUUUAAUUGGUCACAUGAUAAUGAACAAGAUUUGGGACCAUUUACAAUAACACCAAUGAAAGGUACUAUAUCAAAUAGUCAAAAACAAACAUGUCUUAUAACAUUUGAACCACGUACACGUGAACAUCGUUCAUUAGUACAACGUUCUAUUCAAUUGAAUAUUAUUAAUGGUUUAAAAUAUGAUUUAUUACUUAUUGGACAAACAACAACACCAAAUAUAAAUUUUUCAUUUUUAUCAUAUAAUUUUAGUUCAUGUUUUGUUUAUCGUGCUGGUAUGCCAGAAAAUACAUGUCAAUUAAUAAUAACAAAUCAAGAUACAAAAGAUCAUACUAUUGAAUGUUUAUAUCAAUCAACAGCACAAUUAAUGUUAGAUUUUAAAACAGGUUUAAUUUCAUCAAAACAAAAUACUGUUUGUAAAUUUACAUUUUAUCCACGUGAACAAAAAAAUUAUCGAGAAAAUGUUCAAUUUGAAAUUGAUGGAUUAACAAUAAUUAAUGUUAUGAUUGAAGGAGAAGGAGUUGAUUUUCGAGUUGAAUUAGCUGAACCAAAACAUAAAAUUCUUAAUUUAGGUAAAAUAUCUAUUAGUAAAUACCUUCUAAUUAUGAACAGUAUCAUUCUUCUCUCUAUCACUUGUUUAUUAUACACUAUGACAAAAUACAUUCUAUAUAUUAGAGUUAUUGAGCCAGAAAAAAGAUACACUUGCAUUCAAUGAAUGGUUCGAUAAAUGUGAAUAUCGGAUGCUAAUGAAUAAGAUAGUGGCGCUGAUGAUGAUGAUGAUGCUAAAAGAUUUGUUUUAUUAUUGAAAAAUCCUUUCGAUAAACAAGAGAAUAAAUAAUUCGAUUUUUAUCUAAAAUUAAUAAAAAUAAAUAAAUAUUUUGAAAUUUUCCUUUUCUUCUUUUCACAGUUGUCUAUAUGUUAAAGCUCUAAAUUGAACAUUUCUGUGUAGUGAAUGCUUUUAUAUAAUCUCAGCAGUGCUCACAAUAGAGAAGCUUCACUGUAAACCCCCCCCCUCCCAGUUUAAAAGCCCCCGGGGGCUUCUACUAAGGGAGGGCUACUAAUGCGAUUUUCGUACAAAAGUUUCAAAAAAAAAAUCAGAGAAAAUAAAAAAAACCAAUGACUCGAUCUAACGUAAGUGAAAAACUUUUUAAUCUGUUGCCCAAAAUAUCAAUUUAGGCUGAAACAGAUUUUUUUUUUGUUUCAGUA
This is a messenger RNA of Rotaria sp. Silwood2, 3296 nucleotides long. The record is from the annotation of a GenBank genome assembly. Lineage: Eukaryota; Metazoa; Rotifera; Eurotatoria; Philodinida; Philodinidae.